AUGGUAUGGCAAACUGAGGGAACCAAUGUCCCUAGUUUCUUGUGUGUCUUCCUAAAUAUAUUCUGUGACCCGAGAGGCAGAGCGGCUGCCACGGCCAACUAUCUGGCCCAGAUCAUUGUGAUGGGUACACAGGUGGUGGGUAGAGCCUUUGCUCCAGCCCUGAGGGAGGAAUCUGCAGCCAGCCAGGCAGCAACUGAGGUUCAGGGACAUGCGGGACACCAGUCUGCAGCUGCAACCACUCUCUCCAGCCUCAGCCUCCAGAAGGCCCAGCAGAUUCUUGACAUCACCAAGCCGAUUGCAGGGAUCCAGAAGAAGUACAAACACCUAUUUAAGGUGAAUGAUAAAUCUGGUGGCUCCUUCUAUUUGCAGUCAAAGGUCAUCACAAAGUAGCGCCUGGGUGAGGAUCUCAGAAGCCAGGCCCAGGAGGACAGAGAGAAAGGGCAGAUGCCUAAAUUAUGA
Molecule: messenger RNA, 459 nt
Organism: Heterocephalus glaber (naked mole-rat)
Lineage: Eukaryota; Metazoa; Chordata; Mammalia; Rodentia; Bathyergidae
Source: RefSeq, a predicted model, not a curated record